Molecule: messenger RNA, 1586 nt
Organism: Xenopus laevis (African clawed frog)
Lineage: Eukaryota; Metazoa; Chordata; Amphibia; Anura; Pipidae
Gene: isl2.S
Product: ISL LIM homeobox 2 S homeolog
Exons: 6
Coding region: 106-1107 (333 amino acids)
Biological process (GO): neuron fate specification; axonogenesis; regulation of DNA-templated transcription
Cellular component (GO): nucleus
Molecular function (GO): DNA binding; DNA-binding transcription factor activity, RNA polymerase II-specific; cis-regulatory region sequence-specific DNA binding
Source: RefSeq, a predicted model, not a curated record
UGCGCGGUGACAUCAUGCGGCGCUUGGGUUAGUGCAGUGUCCCGCCCGGGCUCCAGUGCUGGAAGUGCUGCCUGCUCUGACCCCGGCAUCUGACUGCAGCUCUAUAUGGUGGAUGUCAUCUUGCCCUGCCCGCUCUUGGCUGCUAUGGGAGAACAUCCCAAAAAGAAGGCCGGUGUGGCCGUGUGUGUGGGCUGUGGCAGCCACAUCCUCGAUCAGUACAUCCUCAGAGUGGCCCCCGACCUGGAGUGGCACGCGGCCUGUCUCAAGUGCGCCGAGUGCAGUCAGUACCUGGAUGAGAACUGCACGUGCUUUGUGCGAGACGGCAAGACUUACUGCAAGAGGGACUAUAUCAGGUUAUUCAGUACCCGCUGCCCCAGAUGUCAGGGGACUCUGCCUCGCUCGGAGCUGGUGAUGAGAGUGGGGGAGCGAGUGUAUCACACCGAUUGCUUCCGAUGCUCUAUCUGCAGCCGCCGCCUCCUCCCGGGGGAAGAGAUCAGCCUGAGGGACCAAGAGCUCUUGUGUGGGGCAGAGCACAACCUCCCAGACUCCGGCAGGCCCUCAUCCCUCAGAUCUCACAUCCACAAACAAACAGAAAAGACUACCAGGGUCCGGACGGUACUGAAUGAAAAGCAACUACAUACACUGCGAACAUGCUAUGGGGCCAAUCCCCGUCCAGACGCCCUGAUGAAGGAACAGCUGGUAGAAAUGACUGGACUCAGUCCACGGGUUAUCCGGGUUUGGUUUCAGAACAAACGAUGUAAAGACAAGAAGAGAUCCAUUUUCAUGAAACAGCUCCAGCAGCAGCAACUGAGUGACAAAACAAGCCUGCAGGGCUUGACAGGAACACCAAUGGUAGCAGGAAGUCCAAUUCGGCAUGACAGCGCUGUGCAGGGAAGUGCUGUUGAGGUACAGACAUAUCAGCCACCCUGGAAAGCACUCAGUGAUUUUGCAUUACAAAGUGACCUGGAUCAGCCUGCAUUCCAACAACUGGUGUCUUUUUCAGAGUCUGGCUCCCUGGGGAACUCCUCUGGCAGUGAUAUCGCCUCUCUGUCCUCUCAGCUUCCCGACACCCCAAACAGCAUGGUGCCCAGCCCGGUGGAGACGUGAAGACCGACACUUGGAAGUCUGCCGCAUGGACCCUGCAUGAAACCCCCUGCGCCCUACUGAGAAAUUGGCCCAGCAUUUGGACACAACUCCGCCGCCUCCCGUGCCCACCAAAAGUCCCCUGGGAUUCGGGGCCAAACAGGGAUUUAUGGUUCUUUUUGGAACUACUCGCCCGUGUUUAUUAUUAGUGGGAGAUGGGACUUGGGUUGGACGCUACCACAGAGACCGGAUAGGGGUUUGUUGCAACUGCUUGAGGAUCUGCCUUCUUAUAGCCAAUAUGGCAGCGGGAUACAGAGAUAUUUCUAUAACUAUCAAAUGCUUAGUCAUUUGGUGGAAAUGCUAAUUUAUCUUGUGGACCAAGGACUUUAUUACCGAACAAAAGUAAGUUAUUCAUAUUUAUUGUCAAAUCUGCAGUUACAUUGGAUUCUAAUGUGAUCUUAAUAAAAAAAGAAAUGAAAUGAGACAAAAAGGUUUGUUAUUUU